CAAAAACUUGCUUUCCAUUAGAUUAUAUAAGAGUAAUUCGAGGAAGGUGCAAUGAAGUUGCUACGCAUACUAAAAAAAUAAAAAUCAAAACAGUAUCUCCAUCAUACCAGAUAAGUCUUAUAGUUUGAUUUUUUUUAUUCUAUUAUUGGUUGACAUCUUACUUAUUAAUACAAUUGUAAUUACAUGAAAAUUUCCCUAAACUAUCCAAAUGACUGGGACUUAUCAUCCAGAAGCAUAGAUAUUAUUUUCUUACUCGUAUGAUUUGGACAUAAAACGUUGAACAUUUCCACGACUUUCUAUACUCCUUUGCAAUUUGCGAAUGAAAAUGUAGUUAAUCGACUUCAACACACUGAAGAGAUAUUUCUUAUGUCAUGGCUAAAACCUUGAAAUCUUUUGUAUAGUCUUUGUUGACUUUUCUUAUAAUAUAAUACUCAUAUACUUUCAAUAAUAACUGAAUAAUAGUCAAUCAGUUAAAUUAGAUCACACCUUUUCCUAUAUAUAUGGUGAAUGAGUACCAAUAGAAAAUUGGGUGAGAUACUGGGAUUGUGUUUUACUCUGUAGGCAUACUCUUUCUUUUCCUAUAAUGAAAAACAAGCUUAUGUCUAUUAUUGUUAUCUUCACCAUUUGUUUGUUUAAGAUACCUUUUAUUGUUAAAAUCGAUGCCAAAUCUAUACGAAGUAACUCUAGUGAUCCAUUUGUUAUUGGUGCAAUUGUGGAUAUGUCAUCUCGAGUAGGCAAAGAGGCUAGAGUUGCCAUGGAAAUUGCCAUAGAUGAUUUCAGAGCAAAAACGAAUCAAAACUUGACUCUUUACACCACAAAUUCAAAAGGAAAUAUUGUUCAAGCAAUCCAUGAAGCAACCUAUCUCAUUGAGACACAUAAAGUGGAGGCGAUUUUAGGGCUACACACUUUAAAAGAAGUGGUUUCAGUUGCAGAGGUAUGUAGUGAAGCGCAAGUUCCAACUUUCUCUCUCUUUGAUUCAGUUCCUCAAUGGGCCCUAGAUCAGUGGGCCCCCUUCCUAUUUCAAGCUUCACCCUCUCAGUUUUCUCAAACAAAAGCUUUUGUUGCUAUUCUUGAAUCUUACGGAUGGAGUCGUUUUACUUUCAUAUACGAAGAUACUAAUUCAGCAUCCACUCAAAUCAUUCCACAUCUCAUGGAAGCCAUUAAAGAAUCUAGUACUGUAGAAAUAAGCAGCAUUGUAAAGCUCUCACCUUUAUCCUCUUCCUUUUCAUUGCCAAAAGAACUCGAAAGAAUCAGUAAAGAACAAUGCAGAGUGUUUCUUCUUCAUUCCUCUUUGGAAACAGGCGUUCGCCUUUUUCAAAAUGCAAAGAACAUGGGGAUGAUGGAAAAGGGUUAUGUGUGGAUCACAACAAGUUUAAUCACAGAUCUUCUCCACACUCUAAAUUCCUCAACUUUUUCCACGAUGGAAGGCGUUUUGGGAAUCGGGAGUUUCUUCUCACAGUUUGAUGAAUUUACCACGAAGUUUCAGAAAAAGUUUAAACUCGAACAACCUGAAGAAGAAGAAAACAACAUCCCUGGGGUUUUUGCAGUUCAAGCGUAUGAUGCUACAUUGAUUGUGGCCUCUUUACAAUUCGUUGAUCAAAAACCAAUUGCAUCACAUAUAUUUCCAAUCAUAAAUGUUAUAGGAAAAUACUAUAGAGAACUAGGGUUUUGGUCAGAAGGACUCGGUUUUUCUGAGUUUAUUAAUGAAAAAACCACUUACGACACUUGUUUAAAAAGUUUAGGCUACAUUUUUUGGCCUGGGAAACCCUUGCAUACUCCAAUCGGAUGGGCUAUUCCUACAAAUGCCAAUCCAUUACGAGUAGGUGUCCCAACAAUGGCCAUGUUUAAAAAGUUUGUAGAAGUGAAAUAUGAUCAUAAAAAUCAUAAUCUCACUUACAAAGGCUACUCGAUUGAGCUUUUCAAAGAAACCAUCAAACUUUUGCCUUAUUACUUGCCAUAUGAGUUUCAUCCCUUUAAUGGGACAUACGAUUCUCUAGUGGAGCAAGUUUAUUUGAAGAAAUUCGAUGUGAUAGUUGGUGAUGUAUCGGUAGUAUCGAGGCGAUAUAAGUAUGCUGAGUUCACGCAUCCGUAUACAGAAACAGGGCUAGUGAUGAUAGUACCUGUCACAUCGUAUCAUGGACAAUGGUUAUUUGUGAAGCCCUUUACAUUAAGCAUGUGGGCGUUAACAAUUUUAAUCAAUAUAUAUAACGCCUUUGUGAUAUGGCUGAUUGAGCACAAAAACACCCCUGAAAUUGGAGGAUCCGCUUUGAAUCGCACUGGAAUUCUUCUCUCUUUAGCCUUCACUAGAAUGUUCUUCACUAAUGGUGAUGAAGUUCAUAGUAAUUUGACCAGAAUGACAACAGUGGCGUGGCUGUUAGCGGCAAUAAUCAUCGGGCAGUGUUACACCGCUAGUCUCACCAGCAUGCUCACUGUGAAACGGCUGAUACCUAAAGUUGCAGAUUUUGAAACCCUAAAAAAUGGUAAUGCAGUUGUGGGGUAUGGCCAAGGGGCCCACGUUGCCAGUUAUUUGGUGGAUGUUCUUGGUUUCAAGAAUCGAAACAUUAGGGCUUUCACUUCUCCAGAAGGAUACGCACGUGCCCUUAAAAACAGAGAAAUAUCAGCGGUUUUUCUUGAAGCUCCUUUUACUAAACUGUUUCUCGCUAAGUAUUGCAAGAGCUUUAUCACUGCUGGACCUACAUUCGGGGAUGGAGGAUUUGCAUUUGUGCUUCCGAAAGGUUCUCCAAUGGUGGCUGAUUUUACUAAAGCGUUGUUGAAUGUGUCUGAAAGUGGGACUCUACAAGAGAUAGAGAGAAGAAUGAUUGGUUCUGAGAAAUGUGUAGAGAUGGAUUCGGAUCAUGAUGAGUAUGAAAGUUUGGGUCUUGGUAGCUUUUGGUCGCUUCUUGUUUUGACAAAUGUUAAGAAAUACUUUGUGAAUCCAAGGAAACGAAUCUCAAGGAAAGUUAGCGAUCAUCACCAUGCUGGGAAUGCCAUUCAUGCAUAUGAUGGACAUCAACAAGAACAAUUCUCACCAUGCUGUCAUGUGACAAAUGGAUCGCAUGAGAGGUAUGCAGAUGGAUUGGGCUUUCUGGGGAUUUAUGGAUUAGAUUUGGAUCGGACUUUAGAUGUCAUUGGAUCCGGAUCUUGGAGCUUUAGUUUGCAGAGGUUGCAAAUAUUUUGGUACGACGGGUCCUCAAUUUGGCUUUAUCUAGGAUAUGUUUUUGAUGGAUUUGGGCUGGUUAAUUGGUUAUAA
Molecule: messenger RNA, 3250 nt
Organism: Lactuca saligna
Lineage: Eukaryota; Viridiplantae; Streptophyta; Magnoliopsida; Asterales; Asteraceae
Source: the annotation of a GenBank genome assembly